AUGCGGUUAGUAGAGGAUCCUGCGACGGUGUCGCACGGUCCGUACCAUCGGCGGCUUAUAAAGAUGUUCGCGAAGAAGCCCCUGGCGCCGCCCAAGCUCCUGCCUGUCAAUCCGCUCUCAUUCGCGCUCAUCCCCCUCCUCUCCCCGUUCCACCCUUCCGUCCGCCUGUCCGCGCCCACCCGGGCCGCCACAGCCAUCGUGGCGUGCAUGAACGUGUCGUGCCCGCAGGACGCGGCAUGCGCCGAGGACAGCAGCAACUUCCCCUUCUGUAAGUGCAACGGGACCCUCACGCUGAUCAACGGCGCGUAUGUGCCAGGUGAGAUCAACGGCUCGUGUGUGCCAGCCAUGGACGGGCAGGUGGUGGCGACGAGCGUGCUAUUAUUCGCUACCGCCAAGUACGUCCCAGCGUCACCCGUCGUGCUGCGCGGUGCCAUCCCUAACCGCACGUGCGUGAACCUGCCCGCGCCACGUGCGCCGUACCCUGCCCUCCUCCUCCUCUCCUCUGCUCGCCCGUGUGUCCACCGUACCCCCCCCACCAGGGUGGCAGCGGGUGUGGUGGCGAAAGCGUUGUCCAUGUCGUGCCUCACCGCCACCGCCCCCAAAGGUACUGUCAUAGCACGGGCAGCACGUGCUAGUAGCACGGGCAGCACGUGCUGUGGUAGCACGGGCAGCACGUGCUGUGGUAGCACGGGCAGCACGGGUGCUGGCAGUGGGGCGUGUGAGACUGCGUGUCCGGCCAACUCGGUGUGUGUGGGGGAGAGCACUGGCGCCACGUGUAACUGCGUGGUUGGCUACACCAAGGUCCUUCUCUUGUUCUCAUUCGCCCCGUUGCUCGUCUCUUUUUCACCUUUGCCUUCAUGCUCCUUCCACUCCCUCUCCCGCCACCCGUUUCCCCACCCCCCUUGCCCACCCCCCCACACCACACCAGUGGUGGACAUGUGUAAGAACGUCUCCUGCCCUGCCAAAUGGAACUGCUCCUCUUCCGCUAGCAUUGCCAAGUGCUCCUGCCCAGACGCAUGCUACGGGGUCAAGUAUCCGGACGUGUCCACGUGUGCGGUGCAGUUCGGUACAGCGGUGUGCCAAUGCCCCAUGCCCUACACGCGCCUCAUUAACAACGCGUGCUUGUCGGCCGACCUCCCCCACUCCGACUACCUCGAUAUGCGCAACCACGCCCGCGCUGCCGUGGGAGCUGUGCCACUCGAGUGGGACAACACAUCGCUGACCAACGCCAGCAACAAGUGCUACGUCGUGCACCGCGGGCAUGACAACGAGGGGCAGAAUCUUGUUGUCACCGCCCCCUCAGGGUGGGCAUUGAAUGCAAGGGGAGUGCACUUCUGGGUGGACGAGGGGCAGUGGUACUCCGUAGAUGUCUUUCCCAACAGCUGUGAGGGCGGGUGGGAAAAGUGUGGGCAUUACACGCAGCUGGUGUGGAACGACACGCGCAAGGUGGGGUGUGCCAAGGCAUCGUGCGCGCCCAGUGCAGCCGUGUGGGGGGGAGGCUCCACUGCCGACGUGUGGGCGUGCCACUACUACCCGCCCGGCAACGGGUUCGGCCAUCUGCCUUUCGUGCAAGACCCGUUCUACCGAGUGCAGUGUCUGUCCACGGCCACAUGCACGGUGGUGGACAAGAAGCCCCUCUGCGUGUGUGCUGCAGGCCAGGCACUCGUCAACAACUACAAGUGCCUUUCAAGUGCGCAAACACCCCUUCCCGUCCCUUUCCCGCCACCCCCCUUGCCCAUUCACCCCCCACACCAGAGGUGGACAUGUGUAAGAUCGUCAGCUGCCCAUCCAACUGCAACUGCUCAUCUUCCACUGGCAUUGCCAAGUGCUCCUGCCCAGGUGAUUGCAACAGUGCCAAGUGCUCCUGCUCAGGUGAUUGCUGUAGAGCCAAGUGUUCUUGAUCAGGUGCUUGCAACAAAGAUGCACGCAUGCUACGGGGUCAAGUGUCCGGACGUAUCCACGUGUGUGGUGCAGUUCGGUACAGCGGUGUGCAAGUGCCCUGCACCAUUUUCACGUCUCAUCGACAACGUGUGCUCCUCGGCCGACCUCGCCCACUCCGACUACCUCGACGUUCACAACAACGCCCGUGCUGCUGUGGGGGCCGUGCCACUCGUGUGGGAUGACGCAGUGGCGGAGCACGCGCAGGCAUGGGCGACAGCGCUGACCAACACGUCGUAA
This is a messenger RNA of Closterium sp. NIES-65, 2178 nucleotides long. The record is from the annotation of a GenBank genome assembly. Lineage: Eukaryota; Viridiplantae; Streptophyta; Zygnematophyceae; Desmidiales; Closteriaceae.